AGAGAGAGAGAGGGAGUGAGGAAGAGGGUGAGGCUGAGGUAGUCAGUCUCUCUGAGAAGGAAGAUUCCAGCGUGAUGCUGUUGGAUGGGAGCUGCUCUCCUUUAACCAGUCUCAGGCUGCCCCUUUGAUUGAGCCACUGGCGAGUGUGUGUGUGUAUAUGUGUGUGAAUGAGUGAGUGAGUGAGUGAGUGAGUGUGUGAGUGAGUGAGUGAGUGAGUGAGCGUGCUCUACCAGCUCCAGGCAAUCUGCUGCUAAUCAGGCAGAGGCUGACUGGAGCAGAGUGGGGGUUUAAGUGGAGCCGAGGUCCAGGUCCAGGGCAGGACAGGGCAGAGCGGGGCUGGCUGAGCAGGAGCCGUUCUCAUCGGCGCCCCCACUGGAAGCAAACAUGAGCGUUCCUAUGCUUAAGAUUGGGGCGGUGCUCAGCACCAUGGCCAUGGUGACCAACUGGAUGUCCCAGACUCUGCCCUCUCUGGUGGGACUCAACGGGACCACCAUCUCCAGAGGGGGCACCUCGGAGAGGAUUGUCAGCGCUCUGUACCCGAGUCCAGAGGAAGGCUGGCAGAUCUACAGCUCGGCGCAGGACGCAGAUGGGAAGUGUAUCUGCACGGUUGUCGCGCCGGCCCAGAACAUGUGUAACCGCGACCCACGCAGCAGACAGCUUCGCCAGCUCAUGGAGAAGGUUCAGAACAUAAGUCAGUCAAUGGAGGUGCUGGACCUGCGGACGUACAGAGACCUACAGUACGUGAGGAACACCGAGAGUCUAAUGAAAGUGGUGGACGGAAAGCUGAAGGUGGCCUCUGAAAAUCCCCGCAGUCUCAAUCCAAAGGGUUUUCAGGAGUUGAAAGACAAGGUCACCCAACUGCUCCCCCUGCUGCCGGUGCUGGAGCAGUACAAAGCGGAUGCAAAGAUGAUCCUGCGUCUGCGGGAGGAGGUGAGGAACCUGUCGGUGGUGCUGAUGGCCAUCCAAGAAGAGAUGGGAGCCUACGACUACGAGGAGCUGCGGCAGAGAGUCCUACUCCUGGAGACCAGGCUUCACUCCUGCAUGCAGAAACUAGGCUGCGGGAAGCUCACUGGAGUUAGUAAUCCCAUCACAGUGCGUGCGUCAGGGUCAAGGUUUGGCUCUUGGAUGACGGACACUAUGAUCCCCAGUUCAGACAACAGAGUGUGGUCCAUGGACGGUUACUUCAAGGGACGCCGUGUCCUGGAAUACCGCACGAUGAACGAUUUCAUGAAGGGCCAGAACUUUGUGCAGCACCUGCUGCCUCAUCCGUGGGCAGGCACCGGUCACGUGGUUUAUAACGGCUCGCUGUACUACAACAAGUACCAGAGCAACAUCGUCAUCAAGUACCACUUCCGUUCUCGGAGCGUGCUGGUGCAGCGCAGCCUGAGCGGCGCCGGCUACAACAACACCUUUCCCUACUCGUGGGGCGGCUCGUCCGACAUCGACCUCAUGGCGGAUGAAAAUGGCUUGUGGGCCGUUUAUACCACCAUCCCCAACGCUGGGAACAUUGUCAUCAGCCGCCUGGAGCCCCAGACCCUGGAAGUGCUGCAGACUUGGGACACGGGGUUUCCAAAGCGCAGUGCCGGGGAGUCUUUCAUGAUCUGCAGCACGCUUUACGUCACCAACUCCCACCUGGCAGGUGCCAAAAUCUACUUUGCCUACUACACCAACACGUCGAGCUACGAGUACACAGACAUCCCCUUUCACAAUCAAUACUCCCACAUCUCCAUGAUGGACUACAACCCCAGGGAGCGGGUCCUUUACACCUGGAACAACGGACACCAGGUGCUCUACAAUGUCACAUUGUUCCAGGUUAUUAAGACUUCUGGUGACUGAGAAGACUCAGACUGAUCCACUCAAAUAAUGCUGUGAUCAUUGUUCAGGGGAGAGGGCGACCUGGGUGUCGGGUGGGUACCGCGGGAGGUGUGUGGGGUCAUUGGGUGGUGGGGUUGGCGUGGGUGGUCGUGGGAGGAGGGGGUCAGGGCUUCAGUGUACGGGCAUAGAAAUUGAUUUUUUAAAAAAGAAUUUCAAUCUUCAUAGAGUGCUAUUAUUCACAUUGUCAAAAUAGCAAAGAUACAAAGACUGAGCGCUUCUCUGAUUUCUUCUUUGUUUUCAUUCUGUGGUGAGUAAGCAUGGUUCCUUUUCUUUGUGAUGAGAAAUAAAUAUCAACCUUCACCAUUUA
This is a messenger RNA of Solea solea (common sole), 2182 nucleotides long. RefSeq names its product olfactomedin 2a (gene olfm2a). NCBI's taxonomy places the organism in Eukaryota, Metazoa, Chordata, Actinopteri, Pleuronectiformes, Soleidae. The coding region runs from base 385 to 1836 and encodes 483 amino acids. The transcript has 6 exons. Gene Ontology annotation, biological process: signal transduction. The record is from RefSeq and is a predicted model, not a curated record.